ACAUUGGGUCCGAAAGGUACACCUUCAGUUUUACUAUUCGGGAUUCACCGACUUACUUUAUAAACGUAAAUUCUUGGGGCAGAGAAGAGUACAUUCGGUCACUUUCAGACAGCUUUAGAAUUGGCGACUGUGUUACAAUUGAAAACCCUCUAGUGCAGUCAAAGGAAGCAGAAAGGGAAGAAAAAUUCAACCCUGUAACUCCUAGUUGCUACAAAUUAUUGCUCAGUGAAAACCACUCCGUGGUCAAAACGGCUCCGUGUUAUGAAAUGGACACCCAGCUACUUUCGCUGUUGCAUCUGCCCAUCAAGGACCCUCAGGACUAUUAUUCACUGGGUGAUAUCAUUGCAAAUGGACAAAGUCUCGACGGAAGGAUCCUGAACGUGCUUGCAGCUGUGAUGUCGGUGGGGGAGCCAAAGUAUUUUAUAACUUCAGACAAAAGAAAAGGUCAAAGGUGUGAAGUAAAGCUGUAUGACGAAACAGAGGUGUCUUUUCCAAUAGUGUGUUGGGAUAAUGAAUCAAUCCAGCUUGCCCAGAGUUGGAUCCCCCGAGAAACAGUAAUAUUUGCAUCAGAUGUGAGAAUAAAUUUUGACAAAUUUCGGAACUGUAUGACUGCAACUGUGAUCUCAAAAACCAUCAUUACAACCAAUCCAGAAACAGCAGAAGCAAAUGUUCUCUUCAGCUUCAUAAAAGAGAGCGCACAAUCAGGAGCUUUCCAUGAGAAAAUGGAGGAGCAGUCAAAAGACUCCAUCAACCUGGAGACUAUAGUUGAUGUUUAUACUGUAAAAGAGCUGAAAGAAAAAGCUUUGCAGAGUGAUUGGAAACUGGAACCACUCUAUGGCGUUAUUUAUGGCUACAUUUCUACACUGGACAUUGAUGAUAAUGCAACUAAAAUUAUUCGUAACAGAUGCUCAGUAUGUCGUUUUCUGGUGAAUGAAAGGUCAAACACAUGCACUUUCUGCAGCGACAUCUCCUCCAAGUCAACUUUUGCAAGCUUUGACAUCCUGGUGGAUCUGACAGAUCACACGGGCACUCUUUAUUCUUGUUACCUGUCUGACUGUGUAGCUGAGGAGGCAUUAGGCUGCACAGUCCAUGAGUUCCUCGCUCUAACAGAAGACAAGAAGACUGCAUUGAAGUGGCAACUUCUCUUGGAACGAAGCAAGAUGUAUUUUAAAGUUACUUUGUCACCGAGUUGGAGAACCGGCCUGAAAGUGAAUCUUCUCUCAUGCAAGCUGGCAGACCCUGUAGAGGCCAGUCAGAGCCUGGGAAAGAAGAGAUUACCCUGCUAG
Molecule: messenger RNA, 1286 nt
Organism: Eurypyga helias (sunbittern)
Lineage: Eukaryota; Metazoa; Chordata; Aves; Eurypygiformes; Eurypygidae
Gene: MEIOB
Product: meiosis specific with OB domains
Exons: 11
Biological process (GO): resolution of meiotic recombination intermediates
Molecular function (GO): single-stranded DNA binding; single-stranded DNA 3'-5' DNA exonuclease activity
Source: RefSeq, a predicted model, not a curated record